UUUUCGCAGCCCCCUGCCUCACAACCUAACCUCUGAACCCUUCUCCAUUGCGCAGCUGCGCCGCUUUCCAACUUCCAGGUGCCGCGCCGCUUUCCAACUUCUCUACCGGUUGCUGCCAGCCUGCCCCUGUCGACGCCGUCGCCGGCAAUCUCUCUCCGUCGACAGCAAUCUCUCUCCGGUGCGUCGUCUCUCUCCGGAAGUAGCUGAAAAUGAAACGAUAUUAUAAUCACAUAGUUACUACAAGUGGGGCGGGUUCAUCUUCAACGAUUAAUGGUCCUAAUGCACGUGUGGAACCUGAAGCAUCACCAAAAGAAGUGAAUAUUGAAGUUGAUCUUCAGCUUGAGCCAUCUUCGAAAGUGGUUGAUUUAUUAAAUCUUCCAAGUGAUCCGGGACUACGGCCUAACAUAAUGAGCUAUCCUCCAAACAUGAUUGAGCAGGUGCGUAGAGCUUAUUUAUUAAAAGGUCCAUGUCAACCGCGUAAUCAUGAUUUUCCACAGAAGAUAGAGGCCAAUAGAAAGCGAAAAUUUGUUUCGGCUUGGUUUGAUGAAUUCAAGAUGUGGUUGGAAUAUAGUAUUGCAAAAGAUGCUGCUUUUUGCUUAUAUUGUUAUUUGUUUUCAUCGGGUAGUAGCGAAAAAGGACAUGAUGCUUUUAUAUCUGGAGGGUUUAAUACUUGGCGCAAGAAAGAUAGAUUGAGAGAUCAUGUUGGAGAGGUUAAUAGUGAUCAUAAUAAAUGUAGAUUGGCAUGUCAAGAUUUGAUGAAUCAAGCCCAACACAUUGAGGUGACAAUUUCUAGAGUAUCUAAACAGUCACAGAUGGAUUAUCGCUCUAGAUUAGAUGCAUCAAUAAAGUGUCUCCGCUAUCUCCUUAUGCAAGGAAUGGCUUUUCGAGGACAUGAUGAGUCAGAAGAAUCUUUGAACCAAGGCAAUUUUAUCAGGGAUUGGAGAUCUUGCUGA
This is a messenger RNA of Salvia miltiorrhiza (redroot sage), 953 nucleotides long. RefSeq lists its product as uncharacterized. The transcript is spliced from 2 exons. The record is from RefSeq and is a predicted model, not a curated record. Lineage: Eukaryota; Viridiplantae; Streptophyta; Magnoliopsida; Lamiales; Lamiaceae. Bases 210 to 953 code for a protein of 247 amino acids.